AUGGCCGGCCGCCAGCUGGCCGCGCCGCUGCUCGCCAUGCGCCCCCUCUCCUCCACGGCCGCUCCAGCCAAGUGGGCACAGCUUCCCGAGCCGGAGGCCGCCGGUGACGCCGGCCUGGUGCAGGUGUUCACGCGGGCAUGUGCCAGCGGCAAUGGUGACAUCGGUCUGAUUGCCCUGCGCCAGCCGGCCGCCAUGAAUGCCCUCACCGCGGACAUGGGCAACGCCUUUGGCGAGGCGCUGGCCUCGCUGGUGACCCCGGGCGAUGGCCGGGUUCCGGUGCGCGCGGUGGUCCUGUGCGGCGCCCCGCCCGAUGGCGAUGUGGCCGGCAUGCUGGAUCCGGCGGCUCGGGAUGAGGCCGCCGCCGCGGCCAGCACCUCCGGCCGGCGCCCGCCCCCGGCCGCCUUCUCGGCCGGUGGCGACCUGGCCUUCCUGGACAACCGCCUGGACACGGCGCCGGCCGACAAUGUGGCCAUCAUGCGGCGCUUCUAUGCGCGCUUCCUCCGGCCGCUGCGCGAGUGCCCGGUCCCGACCAUCGCCGCCAUCAACGGACAUGCCGUCGGUGCCGGCCUGGCCAUUUCCCUGGGCUGUGAUAUCCGUCUGGCCGCUGACUCCGCGCGCAUGGGUCUCAACUUCGUCAAGCUCGGCAUCCCGCCCGGCAUGGGUAGCACUUUCCUCCUGCAGCAGGCUGUCGGCCCGCAGGUGGCCGCCCGACUGCUGCUCACCGGCGACCUGGUCGACGCCGCCACUGCCAAGAGCUACGGCCUGGUGCUGGACACUUACCCCCUGGACAAGGUGGUCCAGUCGGCUGUCAGCUUGGCGGAGAACAUCGCCGGCGGGUCGCCAUACGCCGUGCGCGCCACCGUCAAGGCCCUCCGCACGCAUGUCGACCACCCGUCCACCAGCCUGGAGCUGGCUCUGGAGCGUGAGGCCCUUACCCAGGCGGCGGCGUAUGCCGGCGGCGACCUGGCCCUGGGGCUGAAGUCCAUCCGCGAGAAGAGCAAGGACUCCCUGGUCUUCCCGGAGUGGCGCGACCCCACCGAGUAA
This is a messenger RNA of Fonticula alba, 1044 nucleotides long. RefSeq lists its product as hypothetical. Gene Ontology annotation, biological process: fatty acid beta-oxidation. Gene Ontology annotation, molecular function: enoyl-CoA hydratase activity. Gene Ontology annotation, cellular component: mitochondrion. Bases 1 to 1044 code for a protein of 347 amino acids. The record is from RefSeq and is a predicted model, not a curated record. The transcript is spliced from 5 exons. NCBI's taxonomy places the organism in Eukaryota, Rotosphaerida, Fonticulaceae.